AUGGACUACAAGGACUACAAGGACGACAAGGACAUCAAGGACUACAAGGACGACAAGGAUGACAAGGACGACAAGGACAUCAAGGACUACAAGGACGACAAGGAUGACAAGGACGACAAGAACAACAAGGACGACAAGGACGACAAGGACAACAGGGACGACAAGGACAACAAGAACGUCACUGACGACAAGGACGACAGGAACGACAAGGACAACAAGGACGACAAAGACAUCACGGACGAGAAGGACAACAAAAACGUCACGGACGACAAGGACGACAGGACCGACAAGGACAACAAGGACAACAAGGACGACAAGAACGACAAGAACUACAAGGACGACAAGGAAUAUAAGAACGACAAGGACUACAAGGACGACAAGGACAUCAAAGACGACAAGGACGACAAGGACGAUAAGGACGUCAAGGACGACAAGAACAACAGGGAAGACAAGGACAACAAGAACGUCAAGGAGGACACGGACUACAUGGACUAUAACGACAAGGACGACAAGGACGACAAGGACGACAAGGACGUCAACGACGACAAGGACAACAAGGACUACAAGGACGACAAGGACGACAAGGACGUCAAGGACGACAAGGACGACAAGGACGACAAGGACAACAAGGACGACAAGGACUACAAGGACUGCAAGGACGACAAGGACUAUAAGACGACAAGGACGACAAGGACGUCAAGGACGACAAGGACGACAAGGACUACAAGGACGACAAGGACUAUAAUACGAUGA
Molecule: messenger RNA, 753 nt
Organism: Ylistrum balloti
Lineage: Eukaryota; Metazoa; Mollusca; Bivalvia; Pectinida; Pectinidae
Exons: 1
Coding region: 1-753 (250 amino acids)
Source: RefSeq, a predicted model, not a curated record